UAAUAUCGUUUUUAUCAAAAACAUCGCGAAGUUUGAUGAAAUUUUCAGUAAACAAAUGCUAAAGCACUAAUCUCUAAUACAAAUAAAUCUUGAUAUAGUUUUAUGAGAUUUCGUGUAAAAUUACGAGGAUUUGCAUAUAAUUUUAUUAUUAAACUAAGCGAUUAGUGUAAAAUAUGGUAGAGCUAUCGGUACUUGAUGUAAGAAAAUUGAUUCAUUUAUUUGUUGAAAGUUUGACUUUGCAAGUAUCAUCGAAUUGCAAUAAAAAACGGGAUAAAAUCAAUUUUAUAUCUUGCAAAGAUAUUUCUUAUCAAACGAAUCUAGAAUUGCUGAAAAUCGGCGAGAACUCGAAAGAUAUUGCGACGAAUAGCAUUUUAGAUAUUACCGAUGUGCAGAGUGUACGUCAUUUUAUCGAGACACAGACAAAAUUUCUCGACAAGUUUUUUUAUCUGAAUAAUAUUCCAAUAUUGACAUGCCAUCUUGAUCACAUUAAUAAAAAGAUAGUUCAGAAAAUCCACGAGGCAGAUAAAAAUAUGGAAAAAUGCAAGACGAAAUGUAACAAAAACAAAUUUUUACAAAAACAAAAAUUGAAGCGAGUAACUACAGAAAAUAAUCAGCAAAUCUAUGAUGCAAACGUGACUGAAAUAUUAUUAGUACCAGAGCAGAUACAUAAAGAUUUACUAUUUGUAAAAAGAACAAAUGCUUGUUUGAAAAAGGAUAAUUUCGCAGAGAGUAUCACUGAACACACAUGGCAAGAGACAAUGUUAAAUGAAGAAUAUCUGCAAUUAUAUAUUAACAAUUUGGAAUUUAUAAAAAAAGUGCAUGUUACAUUAUAUGUAGCUAGUAAGACAUUGCACGAUGUAAAGUACCAUCCAGAUAUUCCUCACAAUGAGAGAAUAUUAGAUUAUCGAGAUAUAUUAAUGUUGUGUGAACAUGCCAUUCUAUGUUUCAUUGAUCCUAGUAAAAAGGCUUUUGUAUACAUGGAGGAUAAUCUAUCAGUUAUUAUACAAAAGCAUUUGUUGCAAGGAUGUGUGUAUCAUUUUGAUUUUAAAAGUGAUACUAAAGAUUAUUAUUCCGCUUUACUGAUUCUAAGCAAAUGGGCCAAGCCAUUGAUCAGGCAUUCAGAUACAACAAUAUUGCGUGCAAUUUCCUCUAUAUUAAGAUGCAACGACACAUUGAAAAAUGGCAAGCGAAGAAAUAAUAGAUGCUAAUAAGAAACCACAGCCCGUGUUUAAAAACCGUUCGUUUCAACAGAAAUUUCGACCGACCAGCAAUAGUGGUAAAAAACGCACUUGGCGUUCGUUGAAGCAAGUUUUGGCUCAGGAACGUUCGUUACCAUGGCCAGUGACAGUAA
This is a messenger RNA of Cataglyphis hispanica, 1351 nucleotides long. Its product is annotated as INO80 complex subunit C. The transcript is spliced from 4 exons. Gene Ontology annotation, cellular component: Ino80 complex. The record is from RefSeq and is a predicted model, not a curated record. NCBI's taxonomy places the organism in Eukaryota, Metazoa, Arthropoda, Insecta, Hymenoptera, Formicidae. Bases 174 to 1208 code for a protein of 344 amino acids. Gene Ontology annotation, biological process: chromatin remodeling.